AUGCUUGGCCUCAUUUUGUUAGUGAUUGGGCUAAUUGAGGCUCAACUCCUCAAUCAAGCCAUCCCACUCGAGACAACCAAAGGCACUGUUUUAGGAGAAGUUGUUGAGUCAUCAGGCACUUGGGGACAAGUCUUUGAAUCGAUUCCUUUUGCUAAGCCGCCUAGUGGAGAGCUUCGAUUUGAGUUACCGGAGCCUCGUGAUCCAUGGAAAGGUGUGUUGGAUGUGAGAAAUCAAAGCGCUUGCUAUCACUAUUUGAGAUUUUCUGAAAAAUUACCUCUUCUCUUUUGGAUUCACGGUGGUGGCUUUAGGGUUGGUGGAAAGUAUUAUUACGAGAAUUCGGGAAUCUUGCGAAAUGUCGCCUCAAAGCGCAUCGUUUUCGCUUCAGCCGAUUAUCGGAUGGGAUUCGAGGGCUUUGUUGCCACUCGUUCAAACGAUAUGCCCGGAAAUUUGGCACUAGAAGACGUCGCUCUUGCACUCAAAUUUUUGAGGGAAAAUGCGGACUCAAUGGGCUUUGAUGUGAAUAAUAUUAUUGUCGCUGGUGAGAGUGCGGGUGGGACAAUGGCUGGGAUUUUUGGUGUGAGUCCAAGGUUAAAAGGUGAAAUCCACGCAGCAAUGCUAUUCUCUGGAUUUGCCAGUGGACCUCUAGCGAUCAGUACCGAUGAGACGGCUCCAAAAACUUGCUAUGACAACAAGGCCACUGUUGACUACUUUUUCACACCGAUUCUCGACAAAUUCCGGUGUCAGAUGUCUUUCAUGCCGGAAAAUACGACAACAGAAAUGGUCAAG
Molecule: messenger RNA, 786 nt
Organism: Mesorhabditis belari
Lineage: Eukaryota; Metazoa; Nematoda; Chromadorea; Rhabditida; Rhabditidae
Source: the annotation of a GenBank genome assembly